Elaeis guineensis (African oil palm) is the source of this 1147-nucleotide messenger RNA. RefSeq lists its product as uncharacterized. The record is from RefSeq and is a predicted model, not a curated record. Gene Ontology annotation, biological process: snRNA export from nucleus. Lineage: Eukaryota; Viridiplantae; Streptophyta; Magnoliopsida; Arecales; Arecaceae.
AGCAAGCCCUCCCCUGUAGUUUGCUUGAGUCCAUGGAGGGGAAGGAGAGCAUUUUAGAAGCCAUAUACGAAGAGUCGGAGUUUGAGGCCGACGAGGAAACCCUAGGCGCCGACGGUCUCCAAGAAGAUGUGGAGAUGCUCGAUGCCGAAACCCUAGUCGCCGACGGCGGACGGCUGGCAGGGCACGGCCCCCCCUCGGUCGGCGGCUUCGACGGGGGCGGUGAUCAGGCGGGCGGGGGAGGUUCUCGCGCCAGGAACCAGAGGCGGAGGGCGAACAAGAAGAAGAACCGAAGGAAGAAGAAGGGCGGCGCCGCUUCCACUAUCACGGAUAUCAAUAGGUUUGUUAUAGACACAUGCAGGCGCUUGAAAGAGAAGAAGUCAUACUUGGUUUGGAAUGCUAUAGGUUGUCUCGGUGUUUUGGCUAUCAGCGAUCUUGUGAAAGAGGUUGAAGCCAUUCAGAGCUGUGGAGGGCGGAAGACCGUUGAUGGAAGGCGCUUCCGCACAGGUGGUGGAAUUUUAUGGAAUAUUCUGAAAACACGUGAGCCAAAUGUGUACAAAGAAAUCAUGGCAAAGGGGAAGGCAUUUGAGAGGCAAUUUAGGCAUGCAAAAGCUCCACAAGUAACAGGCAAGGGUGAAAUAGCUACUUCUCAGAGUACAAAUGCACCUGUCGAGGUAGCAGAAGAAAUGGACGGUUCUGAGCAAAUGGCAGAUAUUAAUCAACAACGUGAAUCAUCUGAUACCAAGAUGGACCGCAAAUCAGUGCUGGAUAGGCUAAGAGUGCCAGUUGCUUAUGAUGACCUGUUUGAAGAGGGUGAGAUACGAGAAUCUGCCUAAAUUUUUUCAUAAAGGUGGAUCACACCCAUCAAAGAGUAGUUUCAUGGUCAAUCUUAUUUAACUGAUGAUCAGCGUUUUCAAACAGAGAGACAACUGGAAUUUUUCAGUUGAGGCGCUCGGACAUUGUUUUUUUUUUUUCAGAAUUAAAAGCAUUAAUGUAGAUUGCAUGUCUUGAUGAAAUCUUGGCCUUGAUUGGUGAAUGUUGGGGUAAGUUGAGGACAUUUUCCUUGGUUGGAGCUCCAGCUGAUGAGAUCUCUCUUUUUUUGUUUUUCUGGAAUUUACAAGAAAUAUAAAGAAAGAAAAUAUUUUUUUAA